CGGGUGUCUGCGUUUAUUGACCAGUGAGAAAAGCACACUGAAAGCAGUGGAGAGAAUGGAUUCCUUUCGGUGGUUUUCCCUGGUGACGCUGGUGACAUUAGUGUUGUUUGGUGCGUUUGCUGAUUGCAAUGAUAGCUUCUACUCGAACUCUACUCAAACGCUUGCCCGACGGAAAAGGAAUCUUAUUUUUCAUCCCAUUUCCAGAGGAUUUUUCCGUGUGAACAUUAAGGACGCUAUUGCAGACAACACCACGAUCUGGGCACACGGUAUCGGGUUCCGUAUGAACAUUGAGUUCUACAAUCCACCGGGGCUAAAGAUUACGCGUCGAGAUGUGCAUCAAUCGCUGGAGAGCAUGAUCAUGGCCCAUGGAUUCGAUGGCCGAGCAUGCAUCCUGCGCACGUUUUGCGAAGUGUCAAAGGUUAUGACUCCGAAGAGCGGUAUUUUGUUCAAGCUGUUCAAGCUUAUCUUCCGAUCGAAUGCGUCCGGCUCUGAUGACAGUUCGCUCGGUUCUUCAAACAGUUUACCGGAGGGUGACGAUGAGUACUUCCCGUACCUGACAGCGAAUGAUUGCAAGGAGCUCGAUCGCCACUGUCCCGUUUCGCAGCUCGAUAUGGAUAAGAUGGCACGGGCACCAGCUGUAUCGGAAGAGGUCACCGAAGAAAGUCGUGCGGGAUACUAUUGAGAAGUACAGCAUCGAAGGGCAUCAUUAAGGAAUGAAA
Messenger RNA from Anopheles stephensi (Asian malaria mosquito), 719 nucleotides. RefSeq lists its product as uncharacterized. The record is from RefSeq and is a predicted model, not a curated record. Bases 56 to 682 code for a protein of 208 amino acids. The transcript has 4 exons. NCBI's taxonomy places the organism in Eukaryota, Metazoa, Arthropoda, Insecta, Diptera, Culicidae.